Molecule: messenger RNA, 3045 nt
Organism: Xyrauchen texanus (razorback sucker)
Lineage: Eukaryota; Metazoa; Chordata; Actinopteri; Cypriniformes; Catostomidae
Product: MARVEL domain-containing protein 2-like
Exons: 8
Coding region: 613-2343 (576 amino acids)
Biological process (GO): bicellular tight junction assembly
Cellular component (GO): bicellular tight junction; apical plasma membrane; cytoplasmic vesicle
Source: RefSeq, a predicted model, not a curated record
AGGCCUUCGUACAUAUUAAUUUAUGAAUGUAAACAUUAUAGUCUGAAAUUACAAUAAGCGUAAUUAUUUUCAGUGUUUAUUUGCAGCCUUUCAAUAGCGAGAGAAAUCCAUGAGCACAUUCCCACAUAUGCAUCCUGUAGAUGUCAGUUUUUGUACUGUGGCAUUAGACCUAAUGCGAAUAGUACAUAUUCGUACACAUUAUUCAUAUUAUACAUAUCAUUCGCAUAUAAUAUGCGAAUAGUGUAUCUACACACUAUUCGCAGUUCAAGAACAAAUGUCUCAACGAGCAUUCUUCCCCCCCAAAAAGGUCAGCUGUUGACUGAUUUGUACAUAAUGAAUGAAGAUGAAUGAAAAAAUGACAUGUUUAAUCAAAUAUUUUCUUGCCAAACUGGUUUGGAUGGAGUGACAUCACACAUUGGGGCUGGGCAAGUCACGUGAUCGAUCCCUCUUCACCUGCAGCAGCACCAGUGUUUGAAGACAGGUGAAGGCAUCGAUACCAGGGAGCUUUGUAAGGAAAAACACGAUUUUCAAACUUCAAAGAUUUUCAAAACCUGUAUGGCAAUGUAACUAUUGUUUCGAGAUCUUAUCAGCUGCUAGGACAGAACAAUCCCCAUGUCAGCUGGAAACGGGUUAGCAUCCCGCUUUGAUUGGGUUCGAGAUAUGCCUCUGUAUGAUCAGGUGCCAGUUGGCUCACUGCCAUGGGGUCAGGAGCCUCCAUACCCUCUUGGUGGUGAAGUGCCAGCAACCAGCUAUGACUCUUUCCCACCUCCUCCACUCCCCGAAGAUCCUCCUAUUGGCCCAGAUUACUACUCCAGUGAUGUUGAAAACCAGGUGGAUGAUGCCAUGGACAUCAAACCCACCCGACGCUUCAUUCCUGACUCUGUGAAGAACUUCUUCAGGGGAAGUAGCAACAAAGGCAGCAAAAAAUGGACCUUUCCUCCACCUCCACCUGAAAAUGUUAACACCACCUCUGAAGGUGUUCCAUGCUCCCCUCCAAACUCACGCCCACCAUCACCGACAGCUCCCAGCUCCUACCUAGACCCUUAUGGAGGAUCUGGAGGCAGCUACACUUCAAGGAAGGAGCAGGCAAUGUUAUUAGGGGAGCCUUUGGAAUCAGUUUCUGGACGCUCUCUACAGACGGCCAUGACGUACAGUGAGAAGGUGGAGGACUACAAUCAACGCUAUGCAUACAUGAAAUCCUGGGCUGGACUUCUGCGGAUCCUGGGCUGUGUGGAGUUGCUUUUGGGGGGUGUGGUUUUUGCUUGCGUCUGUGCAUACGUGCACAAGGAUAAUGAGUGGUUUAAUAUGUUCGGUUACUCAAUGCAUCAAAUGUCUGGGGGAGUUUAUGGGGGAUCAUCAAUGGGUGGGAUGUAUGGAGGAUCUGGGAUUUCUUACUCUGGACCCCUGACUCCUUUUGUCCUUGUGGUGGCUGGAGUGACAUGGAUAGUGACCAUCAUUCUUGUGGUGUUAGGAAUUACCAUGUAUUAUCGUACUAUUCUACUUGACUCCAGCUGGUGGCCAAUCACAGAGUGUGUGAUAAACUUGGCAUUAGGAGUGCUCUACUUUGCUGGAGCAAUUGUGUAUGUUCGAGACACACUUCGUGGAGGUCUCUGCUAUUAUCCACACUUUAACGCUGGGCCCAAUGCAGGCUUUUGUCGAACAGAGUCUGGACAGAAUGCUGCCAUCAUCUUCCUCUUUGUCAACAUGCUGUUGUAUCUUGUGGGAGCUGGCGUGUGUCUGAAGCUGUGGAGACAUGAAGCUGCAAGGAUGCGCAGAGAGAAACUUGGUCUAGAUAUGAAAACAGCGUCAGUUCCACUCAACAUGAUUGAUGUAGGCUCCAGUGUCUCUGUGCCAAUCCAUACUGCACCAGUAAUGGCCCUUCCAAACUCUAUGAGUGGCACAACGCCUGUUCCUCCAGUUAUGAUGGAACCAGAGAUCUUAAGGGGUCACAUCCCUGCCGGACAUAUCCCCAAACCUGUGGUCAUUGCAGACUAUGUGGCCAAGUAUCCCACAAUCCGUACAGAUGAGGAAAAAGAGCGGUAUAAGGCAGUGUUUAAUGACCAGUACGCAGAGUAUAAAGAGUUGCAUGCUGAGGUUCAGACCUUAAAACAGAAAUUUGAGGAAAUGGAAAAUCUGAUAAGGGGUCUGCCCCAACAGCCAUCCAGUCAAAUGGAGCAAGACAGAAUAAAUGGCAUUGUUCAAGUGUAUCAGAGAAAAAAGACUGACCCGACAUUCCUGGAGAAAAGGGAGAGAUGUGAAUAUCUGAAGAACAAACUUGCUCACAUCAAGGAGAAAAUUCUGCAGUAUGAUAAAGUCAUGGACUGGAAUGAUGGUUACAGCUAAACAGAACUCCAUCCUUUUUUCCAAAUUCAUCACGAACUUAAGAGGGAUUCUCUGAAAAGAAACGACUGGCAUGAAAAAUAUUUGUUCAUUAUUUUUUCAGCAGCAUUUAAUAGACUGUUUGGAAUGGAUGUGUUUAGGCAAUCUCAGAGGUUAUUGCUUUUUGUGUUUCUCAAAAUCGCAACACAUCUUACAGUGUUGAUAUCGAAAUAAUUUCACAUUGAAUCAAGUUGAUUUCACUGAGCUGAAAAUUGCAAUAAAUAGGCAUCUAUCACUUAAACUGGUUCAACAGCUACAAAUAUCAGUCAUGUGUUACCUGCCUGGUUACUGUAGCACAACAUUUAAGUUCAGUCAUUUUUAAUAAUAUAUAUAUAUUUUUAUGUGCUUAUCAUACUUCUUUAUAUUUUAGAAGUUGAUAAUUUAAAGGAAGUCAAAUGAAGCUUUGAGCUUCUUCCCUAAUUGGUGAAAAAACAGUAGCUAAGUAGAGAAUACAUUGUAAAUGGCCAUCACUGUUGUAUUUGUUAACGUUAAGCAGAGAGAUGUCUAUGUAAUGGUCCUGGAUUGUUUGAUAUAUUUAGUAUCUUAGUUUUUUAAUACAUUUUCAUUUGUGUGUUUUAUGUACAUUUUGUAUUAUGUAUCGUUCUGCCUCCAAAUUGAAUUGAUUACUUUUUCAUUGACUAAGUAAAGAAAAAUAAAUAGGCCUAC